Molecule: messenger RNA, 1498 nt
Organism: Centruroides sculpturatus (bark scorpion)
Lineage: Eukaryota; Metazoa; Arthropoda; Arachnida; Scorpiones; Buthidae
Product: tyrosine-protein phosphatase 10D-like
Exons: 8
Coding region: 289-1320 (343 amino acids)
Biological process (GO): protein dephosphorylation
Molecular function (GO): protein tyrosine phosphatase activity
Source: RefSeq, a predicted model, not a curated record
AUUUGUUAAUUUUUUUAGACUGUUAGACCUUAUUAUCCCUUCAAUAAUAUAUUAGUGGAAGAUUUUACAAUAGGAUCAGAAAAUUGUAAAAAUGUUAAAGGAUAUUGUAAUGGUCCACUUAAAUCUGGCACAAAAUAUAAAGUGAAAAUUCGAGCCUUUGUUUCACCUACAAAUUUUUCUGAUACCGUCUUUUCACCACCAAUUCAGACAGACACAGAUAAUAAAUUAUUGAUUAUAAUAGUAUUGGUAACACUUACAUUAGUACUAUUCAUUAUUCUAAUAAUUGUGAUGUUAAAGAGAAGAGGAAGUAUAUUUUCAAGAAAACAACGAAAUUCUGUAAACAAAGAAGACACUUUAUCAAUCACAGAAAGUGAAUUAAUUACAAAUCGACCAAUCAAAUUGAAGGAUUUUCUUGACCACUAUAACAUUAUGUCAGCAGAUUCAGAUUUUAGGUUUUCUGAAGAAUUUGAGUUACUGAAACAUGUUGGGAGAGAGAAGCUCUGUGCAGCAGCUGAUCUACCAGUUAACCGUCCCAAAAAUAGAUUUACAAAUAUACUACCAUAUGACCAUUCUCGAGUAAAAUUGUUACCUACUGACGAUGAAGAAGGUUCUGAUUAUAUAAAUGCCAAUUACAUUCCUGGAUUUAAUUCUCUAAGGGAAUUUAUUGUUACCCAAGGACCUUUACAUAGCACCAGAGAUGAUUUCUGGAGAAUGGUUUGGGAACAGAAUUGCAGGGCUAUUAUUAUGUUAACUCGUUGUAUUGAAAAAGGAAGAGAAAAAUGUGAUCAUUAUUGGCCUUUUGAUACACAACCUGUUUAUUAUGGAGAUAUCCAAGUAACUAUUUUAAAUGAAUCUCAGUAUCCUCAUUGGACCAUAUCAGAAUUUAAAGUUUGUAGGGGAGAACAGUCAAGAAUUGUACGACAUUUCCAUUUUACAACAUGGCCUGAUUUUGGAGUUCCCGAUCCCCCACAGAUAUUAGUGAAAUUUGUAAGGGCUUUCAGAGAAAGAAUUAUUCCUGAUUCAAAACCAGUUGUUGUACAUUGCAGUGCGGGUGUAGGAAGAUCAGGAACAUUUAUAGCUCUGGAUCGACUUCUUCAGAACAUUCAAAAAUAUGAUUUUGUCGAUAUAUUUGGAAUUGUUUAUGAAAUGAGGAAAGAAAGAGUUUGGAUGGUUCAGAAUGAACAACAAUAUAUUUGUAUUUAUCAAUGUCUGUUAUGCGUAUUGGAAGGAAAGGAAGAUAUAUUAGAUUCACUAAGACCUGAAGUUCAUGAUAAUCAGGCUUUUGAAGAUGAUGAAGGAAUUGCUGAAUCUGGAAUUUAAGUGAUUUUUAUACUGGAUUACAAAGUAAAGAAAUGUUUAGCUGUAAAAGUGCAAGUUAUUUUUUAAUGUAAUGAAACCAUUGUGAUUUUAUUUUUAUACAAACAUUUUUUAUUAAAAAAUGAUAAUUUCUGUAAUUUUUACAAAAAUGGAUGCUACAGAAAUUUCAUUUAAAUUUCAG